AUCAAUAAUUUUGAAGGAUAAUAGUACAAGAAAAGUAGGCUACCAUGUAAAGCUAUCAUAAAAAAAUAUAAUAAAUGAGAAAAUAUAAUUAUUAACUAAUAAAUAAAAACAAAAUAAUAAAAAUAAAUAAAGUAAUGAUGGAAUGACACCACAUCGGUCUAUAUAACUUACGUAAAAUGAAAGUAACAAUCAAAACCAACCAUCCAAACAAAGCUUGCCUGUGUAGCUUCCGCUCAUUUCCUUCUUCUCCACUUUCCCAAUUCAAAACGUAGAAGAAAAUAAUGAAUCAGCCAAUGGAGAAAAUUCCACCAUGGUUGGAACUAGGGGAAGAUAUAUGGGCCAACAUAUUGCACAGGUUGGGUGCUAUAGAGAUACUAGAGACAGCACAGAAAGUGUGCACUACGUGGAGGCUAAUAUGCAAAGACCCUUCCAUGUGGCGAGUCAUUAACAUGUGGGACAUGUUUGACGACAGGAGACAGCGGAAAUUGUGCCGACAUGCCGUUGAUCGCAGCCAAGGUGAACUUGUUGAAAUCAAUUUAGACUGCUUUGCCAAUAAUAAGUUGCUUCAGUACAUAGCACAAAGUUCAGGAAAACUGAAGAGGCUUAGGAUUGCUGGUUGCUCUUUUAUGAUACGUGUUGGUUUGGUUGAAGCAGUUCAAAAGCUCCCAUUGUUAGAGGAGCUGAAUUUGACGCACACUGCAAUCACAACAGUAGGCAUUGAAGCUCUUGGACGCUCUUGCCCACAGUUGAAGUCGUUUGUAUUGAAUAAUUCAUUGGAUAUGGGAUCAGGUCACUCUGACAAAGAAGAUGAACGAAAUGAAAAGGCUCUAGCUAUUGCUAAAAACCUGCCUACCUUGCACCACCUCCAACUCAUUGGGAACAGUAUGACAAAUAAAGGCCUCGAAGCUAUUCUUGAUGGUUGUCCUCAUCUUGUAUCUCUUGACUUGCGGCUGUGCGAAUAUAUUAGCCUCAACGAAGUCUUGAGUAGUAGAAUUUCGGAGCAGAUUAAAGAUGUGAAGUACCCUAAUGAAUCUCUGGCGGGUUUGAGAUUUUCAUUUGAGGCUUAUAUAUGGGGAUGAUAUUAUUGUUGUAUGUCCCACGAUUUUUGACUACUUGUGGUCAUGUUUCGAGCAUUAGCCUCAUUUCCGAAGUUGCGGGCUUUUGGGGAUGAGGAUUUAUCUGAUGACAUGUCUGAUUAUUAAUUACUUUGGUUUUUGAAAAGAUCUACGGACUACUAGUUCUCCUGCUUCUAGCAUGAGCCUCAUUGCCGAAGUUUCGGGCUUUUUGGGUCAUCGGAUUAUGAACAGUGCAGGUGUCCGCAGCGUGUAUUGGAAAUAUUUUGUAUUAUGAUCCCUCCUUUUCGUGUAUCGAUACUUCUGUUAAAGAGCUCCUUGGGAAUAAAUUGCUAAGGAAAUCAAGUAUGUAAUGACUAUGUAGUGUUAUUAUAUAAAUAUAUUUCCUUGUUGCCAAGAAAAACAAGGAAACAACUGUAUCAUUGUUGAAUA
Lycium barbarum (goji berry) is the source of this 1505-nucleotide messenger RNA. Its product is annotated as putative F-box/LRR-repeat protein 23. NCBI's taxonomy places the organism in Eukaryota, Viridiplantae, Streptophyta, Magnoliopsida, Solanales, Solanaceae. The transcript has 2 exons. The record is from RefSeq and is a predicted model, not a curated record. Bases 282 to 1079 code for a protein of 265 amino acids. Gene Ontology annotation, molecular function: protein binding.